AUGUUCCGUCGGUCGGCCGCCAAGGUCACUGACGGCGAUAUCUCCAAAGGGCCCGCAGGUACUGGAGGGUACAGUGUGAGUGGAACCCAGCCCUUGUCGAACACCAUGGAGCAACAGAAUGAAGGCUACCGGAUGGCUGGAUGGGGUCAAGAAUGGACCCUUGACACUAUCGGUUCGCGGGAAGCGUUGCAGGGCUGUCUCGACAGAGUGACGAUCCGAUGUGGCGGGUGGACUGGCUGGAGCAAGCCUCAAGCAAACGUGGGGGGGUACGUGACGUCCAACAUAAAAGCCACUGGUAUCUUCAGAAGGCUUCCUUGA
Messenger RNA from Verticillium dahliae VdLs.17, 318 nucleotides. RefSeq lists its product as uncharacterized. The record is from RefSeq and is a predicted model, not a curated record. Bases 1 to 318 code for a protein of 105 amino acids. The transcript has a single exon. NCBI's taxonomy places the organism in Eukaryota, Fungi, Ascomycota, Sordariomycetes, Glomerellales, Plectosphaerellaceae.